AUGGGUACAACGGCAUCAUCUCAUCUUGAAAAGGAGCUCAACUCUGAUUCAUUUAUGGGAAACGAGCGGUUUUAUGGGUUGGUAAACGUAAGUUUUAACAAUUUAUUUCUGCAUUCUGAAUUUAGUUUGGCAACACAUGCUACUGCAACUCCGUGUUACAAGCUCUAUAUUUUUGUCAACCGUUUAGGGACAAAAUUCUUGCUUACAAACAACAGCAACGAAAAAUAGGUAUGGAAAUGUUUUACUUUUGUUACGGAGUUUCGCUUAUUUUAGACUUUAGACGUGCGAUAGAAAAUUAGAAGAUUUUUUACUUAUUUAGGUGGGCAAAAAGAUAAUUUACUAGGAUGCCUUGCCGAACUGUUCUGCAACAUUGCUACACAAAAACGUAGAGUUGGAACAAUUGCUCCUAAAAGAUUUGUUACAAAGUUAAAAAAGGAUAAUGGUUAGUUGUUUUUUUUUGAUAAUUUAAUGUUGAUUAAAAAAAUGGUGUUUAGAGAUAAUUUUUAUGAAGAGCUUUUUUAGAGUUAUUUGACAACUUUAUGCAGCAGGAUGCUCAUGAAUUUUUGAAUUAUCUGUUAAAUGCAAUAUCGGAAGCGUUGACAAGCAGCGAAGAAAAGAAGAGAGAACAGCAAAAUGGAAAUAUUAAGGUCAACGGUGUUAAGAAAAGUUUGAGCAGCUUUGGAAAUGAUCGGUAUAUUUUACUUUUUUAUUACAAUUUAAUUUCUUUAUUUUCGUAUACUAUGCACUGAAUAUUAAAAAAAAGUAUAUUUAAACCACUUCUUUUCUAUAAUGCUUCCCCCUAUUUUCCACAGGUAAUACAAAAAAAUUUGAAAAAAAUGGUCUACAGUAAAAUUUUUUCGACCUCUCCCUUAGGGACGUCCCUGCCUGUACGUGAAAAACGAAAAAAACGUUUUUGAAGAAUUGCUCCACAGGCCCUGAAGAUUUUCCAACUUCCUCUCACUCCAGAGAAAAACCGUGGCGACGCCACAAAAUAACAAUAAAUUUUCGAUUUUUUUAUUGUGACUUUUCAGGUCGGGUUCGAGAUCGGAGUUAACAUGGAUUCAAGAAAUUUUUCAAGGUACUUUAACAAAUGAAACUCGCUGCUUAAACUGUGAAACUGUAAGCUCUAAAGAUGAAGAUUUUCUUGACUUGAGUGUUGAUGUCGAACAAAACGUCAGCAUAACUCACUGCCUAAAAAAUUUUUCGAACAUGGAAACACUUUGUGGAGAUCAAAAAUAUUAUUGUGAAAACUGUUGCUCAAAACAAGAGGCUCAAAAACGGAUGCGGAUUAAAAGAUUGCCACAACUGCUGGCUUUACAUUUAAAAAGGUUUAAGUAUGUAGAUCAUCUGAACAGAUAUACAAAACUUUCGUACCGAGUCUUGUUUCCAUUAGAAUUGCGACUAUUUAACUUGGUAAGUACUUCGAUUUUAUUUCGUAAAAAAGGAAAUUAAAAAAUUAUUGGUAUAUUUUUCAAUUUUAGAUCAAAAGAAGUAUUUUUAUGUGCUGCUAAUUUGGGUUUACAAGUAUUAAAACGUAUUUCAGAAAGAAGAAAACAGUGAUCGCCUUUAUGACUUGGUUGCAGUAGUGGUUCAUUGUGGGUCGACACCGAAUCGUGGGCAUUAUAUAACGUUGGUAAAGUCUCAAAAUUAUUGGCUUUUGUUUGAUGACGAUAUUGUUGAUGUAAGUUUCUAGUUAAUAAAAAAGCUGACGUUAAACUGUUUUUAAAGUAAGUAAUUCUAUAAUAUUUUUUAGAAAAUAGAAGAAAGCACGAUAGAGGAUUUCUUUGGUCUUUCUGAUUGUAAUUCUCAGAAAAAUUCGGAAUCUGCGUACAUACUGUUUUAUCAAGCACGGGAAUGA
This is a messenger RNA of Bursaphelenchus okinawaensis, 1858 nucleotides long. Lineage: Eukaryota; Metazoa; Nematoda; Chromadorea; Rhabditida; Aphelenchoididae. The record is from the annotation of a GenBank genome assembly.